CAAAGGUUUUCUACUGUAUAUACAGAGGUUCAGGUUUUGUGUUUUGGUCGCACUUCUCACUAAUAUUUUUGGCGCCCAUUUAUUGAAAGUAAAUAUAUUACAUUUUAUGUGCGCAAUCAAGUCACUUUAAUUAGAUUUAAAUCAAAUUACAUUUUGAAAAAUUUUCAACGAAAUGGACGAUUUAACAAAGCUCAAAAGAAAAAUAACAAGUUCUUUCAAACUAAGUGGCUUUCUCAUACGAUCAGAGAAUAGUGUAUAUUUAGCUGAGCAACUUCUUCCAUUCGAUGACGGAGAACGUGAAAAAUGGUUGACUGUGAUCACUGAAAACCUGCAAGGCCAGCGUUUACAAACAACACAAGUGGAACGAGGAGCACUAGAAAAAGCUAUCAAUGAAAUAAAUCGUGUUGGUUUAGAUGAGGGUGAGACAGUAUUCUCGGUUAUCGGUGCAUUCAAGGUGCCACGAUAUCACUACAAUGCCCAAAAUAAGAAAUUCGAACCAAAUAAGGAUUCACGCACUAUUUUGACACGUCCGGCUUUAAAAGCAGGACAUAUACGCGAAAGAUAUGCAAUGUUACUUCAAAAGACUUUACGGCAUGAGUUGUUUGCCCCAGCAAUAAUACAGGGAGGGAUUUCAGCAGAGUCCCAAGUGAAAAAAUUUAAAUUGCAAUAUGCAGAAAACUUACUUGCAACAUCAUCGGUAAAAGAAGCAGUUAUACUCGGAUUAUUAACACAACUGAAAGAAGGAAAAUUUUUCAUAGAAGAUCCCACCGGUAGUAUUGAAUUGGAUUUAAAUGGAACACGGUUCCAUUCCGGUUUCUUCUGUGAGGGUUGUUUCGUCUUAGCUGAAGGUUCAUAUAACAAUGGGAUCUUUAAAGUUGAUGGAUUGGGUUUUCCACCGGCGGAGCCAGCGACUAGUUCGAGAGCCUUUUUUGGCACACAAAAUAGUUGGGGUGGAGAAUCAUCGAAGUUGCUAAAAUACUCCACACGUCUACAAGAAUUGGAGAGUACAAAUACUGAGGCUACACUUGUUUUUCUAUCAGAUGUGCGUCUCGACAACCCGGUAGUUUUAGACAGAUUGCGCAUGCUAUUUGUUGGUUAUGAUUCAUGUCCACCUGUUGCUAUAAUUCUAAUGGGACCGUUCGCAGCUUCGAACAGCAAUUAUCAUUCAUUGUCUCAAAACUUAACUGCGCUGGGAGCAUUAGCUGCUGGAUGUAAUCAGUUGAAGAAGCAAACAGAUUUGAUUAUUAUACCUUCUAGUGAAGAUCCUACAGCUCCAAAUAUUUUGCCACGUGCCCCACUACCUGAAACCCUUGCAACAGGUUUGCGUAAAGCAUGGCCACGUACAAUUUUAGCAACUAACCCAUGUCGGUUGCAGUAUUGUACCCAACAGAUUGUCGUAUGCCGGUUGGAUUUAAUGGCAAAGUUCUGCCGCAAUACGUUACACUUUCCUCCCGACACAGAUAAUAUCGAACAACAUUUUGCGCGUACUCUGAUAUGUCAAAAUCAUUUAACGCCUAUACAUCCAAUCGCUACGCCCGUGCAUUGGGAUUUUGAUUCAGCUUUGUGGCUAUAUCCAUUGCCGGAUUUAGUUGUUAUCGGCGAUUCAUGCCAAAGUUUCUCUACAACUCAACAUGAAUGCACGGUGCUUAAUACUGGAUCUUUUGUGAAAUCAAAAUUUGCAUUUAAAGUUUAUAUACCAGCGAGCCGCACCAUUGAAGAUUCAGAAAUCCCAGAUGAUAUGACGAUGGAAUAAAAAUUCCAAUAUUUAUUUUUUAAGCGUAAUUGUUUCUUUUCUGUAUGUUUUUUGUGUUAUUUUAUUCAAGGGUAUAAUAAAUAUUACUUUAUUGUUAAGAACGUA
Molecule: messenger RNA, 1858 nt
Organism: Zeugodacus cucurbitae (melon fly)
Lineage: Eukaryota; Metazoa; Arthropoda; Insecta; Diptera; Tephritidae
Gene: DNApol-epsilon58
Product: DNA polymerase epsilon subunit 2
Exons: 2
Coding region: 173-1753 (526 amino acids)
Biological process (GO): DNA-templated DNA replication; error-prone translesion synthesis
Cellular component (GO): epsilon DNA polymerase complex
Molecular function (GO): DNA binding
Source: RefSeq, a predicted model, not a curated record